CCUGUAUUUAAAGGGCGAGAAGCAGCCACAUUCGAACACCAGUGACGCGCGCAGCCAAUUACAACUUUGGCCGUUUCUUUUUCGAGAAAGCCUUGCUUCCCUGCUUGCUGCAAACCAUAUUGCGUAUUGCAACAUGGGCAUUGGUGGUGCGACUAAUUCGAUGCUGUUCCGCGCUGUCGGAGCGGUCAUCGCACUCUUGGUGAUCCGGCUCCUGUACCGGGGUUAUGUACAACGGUCGCGCGUGAAGGCACUGAAAGCGCAGGGAAUACCCAUUUUGCCUCACUCAUGGCUAUUGGGCCACCUAAAAGUCCUCGGCGACUGGCGAGCUGAGAACCCGCCGGACGCCAACUUCUACUCAUUCCACACAUGGCUUAUCAAGAACUGCAAAAGGUAUUUCCCAGACCUCGACUUCCCGCCGCCCGUCGUAUACUUGGACAUCUGGCCCGUCGAGAUUCCGCUGGCGCUUGUGUAUGACCCGGUCUCCGCCUCUCAAUUCGCACAAGCCCCGAGUCUGCCCAAAUCACACUUGUCGACAGAGUACCUUUUACCACUCACCGAUGGCCUCGACAUCGUGUCUAAUGAGGGCGCGGAAUGGAAGACCUGGCGGUCCAGGUUCAACCCCGGUUUCAGCCAGCGAAAUCUGCUAGCGAUGCUUCCCGCUCUCAUUGAGGAAGUCUCUAUCUUCGCCUCCAAAUUGGAAGAUCUAGCUGGGGCCAAAGGACAAUUCGGGCCCGUGUUUCGACUUGACGACAAGACAAUAAAUCUCACCUUUGAUAUCAUCUGUAGGGCAGCACUAGGUAUGCGCCUCCAUGAGCAACAGCGCACCGACUCCAGCUCCAGUCCCCUCAAGUCCGCUUUAUUAGACCAGAUUCGAAUUAUGAGCUCCGGUGCCAAUGCUGCUCGAGCUCUGCCACUAGGUCGCAUGCCCUGGGAUCUAGCAGCUGCACGACGCAACAAUAAAACCAUCAGGGAUUCCGUAAUGCCUCAAAUCCAGAAUAAACUCGUCCAGAAGGAGUCAAACGACUCUCAAGUCAAGACCAUUGUAGAUCUAGCGAUCAAGUAUAUUGACAAAGAUGAUCCUAACGCCUCGAGGGAGAAGCCCACCGAGGAAUUCGUCGACCGGCUCCUGGCUAAUCUGAAGGCCUUCCUCUUCGCCGGGCACGACACGACAGCCGCGACGAUGUGUUUCAUGGCGAAACUAUUGCAUGAUCAUCCUGAGUGUAUGGCGAAAGUGCGCGCAGAGCACGAUGCAGUAUUCGGGCCGGAUCCGAGCAAGGCAGCAGACGUUCUUACAGAAUCACCUCACCUCUUAUACUCGCUCCCGUAUACCCUUGGCGUCAUCAAGGAGACGUUAAGACUCCAUCCUCUCGCAGCGACCGUACGUAAAGUGCCACCAGGAUUCGCUCUGACAGCCCCAGGCUGGUCGAAUCGCUUCCCAAUGGACGGCUGGGGCGCGUGGUUGUCAGCUCCGGGGGUCGCCCGCAACCCCAACUACUGGGUGAGGCCCGAGGAGUUCAUCCCCGAGCGAUGGACAGCCCCUGAAGGUGAUCCAUUACACCCGGUGAAUAACAAUGCGUGGGCGCCAUUCUCGAUAGGCCCGCGAAACUGCAUUGGAAUGGAGCUUGCGAUGGUCGAGCUGAGAAUUGUGUCCGUUCUUACCGCCCGACGGUUUGACAUUGAGGAGGCGUGGGACAAGUGGGAUGCGCAGAAAAGUUCCAAGGCGACCCCCAAUGCCAAAAUCGACGGGCAACGUCUGUACUCAUGUGGCGACGGUAUUGUCCAUCCCAAAGAUGGCAUGCCAGUGCACGUGAGACUCCGGGAGCACGCACCCGUCGCCGUCUGAGCUGGUUUAAAUGCCUCAACAGGGAGGGCAUCUACCUACCUAGUCCGAUCUUCCGGUCUUGGGUGUACUUACUACGUACAUAGAUAGACAUGGGUUUUCUUCUCGCCGGUACUAGCGGAAUAAAUGGGAUAGGCAGCCAAGUAUGCGGCGGCUUGGUGUAUGGUG
Xylaria bambusicola is the source of this 2008-nucleotide messenger RNA. RefSeq names its product vera protein. Lineage: Eukaryota; Fungi; Ascomycota; Sordariomycetes; Xylariales; Xylariaceae. The transcript has 5 exons. Gene Ontology annotation, molecular function: oxidoreductase activity, acting on paired donors, with incorporation or reduction of molecular oxygen; protein binding; monooxygenase activity. The record is from RefSeq and is a predicted model, not a curated record. Bases 134 to 1843 code for a protein of 569 amino acids.